Coffea arabica (coffee) is the source of this 1107-nucleotide messenger RNA. Its product is annotated as protein RGF1 INDUCIBLE TRANSCRIPTION FACTOR 1-like. The record is from RefSeq and is a predicted model, not a curated record. Lineage: Eukaryota; Viridiplantae; Streptophyta; Magnoliopsida; Gentianales; Rubiaceae. Gene Ontology annotation, molecular function: zinc ion binding.
UAUUCUUUUUCCCAUAUUUUCUUUUCCAUAUUUUCUCCUUCCAUCUCAGCCUCAAUCUUCAAAAACCUUUAAAACCCUCUUCUCUCCAAUAACCAUUUUUCUUGCUCUAUAUUGUCCACUUCCGUAUCCAGUUGCUGCUCCAUCUUGCACUAAAAGCAAUAUGGUUGGAUGUGCGGUAAGACUGAAGAAGAGAAAGCCAGAGUGGCUGAAUACUUUGUUGGACAGCAAAUUUUUUGGUUCAUGUGCUGAUCACCAUGAUCUUAGGAAGAACGAAAAGAACAUUUUUUGUAUUGAUUGUAAUCUUGGCUUGUGCAAGCACUGUAUGUCUUCUUCUUCUCCUCAUUGCCUUCACCAAUGGUUUCAAAUCUGCAAAUAUGUCUAUCAUGAUGUUGUUCGCCUGCAAGACAUUCAGAAGCAUCUUGAUUGCUCCAAAAUUCAAACUUACAAAAUUAAUGGAGAAAAAGCAAUACACUUGAAUCCAAGGCCUCAAACUAAAGACAUCAAAAUUCAGAAAUCAAAGGGUGGCGCCACAUGUGAUGCUUGUGGAAGGCAUAUACAAGACUUGCCUAACAACUUUUGUUCCAUUGCAUGCAAAGUGUCUAUGGUUAAGGAAAUGUGUAAAGAAAAGAACUGUAGAAAGACUCCAAAUUCCGGAUUUGAUAAUAUGUGUUUGAAGGAGAAUGAAGAUGAGGAUCAAUCCAUUUCUUUAUCAGAGUCUUCUGAGGUAAUUCAAGAAGGGUGGAUUUCUAUGCUAAAACCAAAGAAGAAAUUGCACAAGAGGAAAGGUGUACCUCACCGGGCUCCCCUAUGUUAAAUCUUCUAGUGAAUAAAUUUUAAUACUUCUUUCUCUUUUUUUUUUAAUCUAAUUGUAUUUUUUUUUCUCAUAAUAAUUCUUAAUAAAUUAUUAAUCAAUUUAUAGACAAAUCAUUCUCAAGCUGCCCCAUAUAUACUUGGAUUUUAGUUGGGUUAGUUGGAAUGUCAUCCCAGCUUGACUUGCUAUAGCAAUUUCUAGUGGUGCAAGCUCUAGUGGGCUUGACUCUUUCGGUGGCAUUAGAUUUUUUUGUACCAUCUACUUAGAUGAUGCUUUUUUUUGGGAUGUCCAUAAAG